ACACACACACACACACACACACACGCACUGAAUACGCACGGCUGAACCACAAACAAGCACAGUCCUCAACUCCACCGGUGGGGGGGCAACACACCAGAUGAGAUUUGUUUCCAAACGCGCACCGAUGGCGGUGUGAGGCGCUUGGCUGAGAAGUACGCACGGCGCGCUGGAAUUGUGGGGAUUUCUUGUUCUGUUUCUUUUUGGGCUUUGUUCCGUCCAAUUCUCUCCGUCUGGAUUCUGGUCGAGGGGAAAUAUGGAUUACUCAGUCUGCCUACUUUUACUGCUGUCAACCGUGUCGUCGGUGUCCACCGGGCAGUUCCCAACAGCGCAGAUGGUAAAGGAAUGGGUGGACCAGAUGCAAAAUGAUUUGAUCGCAUUAACAGACACAGCCAGUGGCCUGCAGGACCUAAUUAAGAUAUACAAAACGCACAAAGCUCACUUCAGCGUGGAGACGAACAAUGCGAGGAAUCUGGUGGCGACGGCUGCCGGGAACAUAGAGAAGCUGCUGGUUAAACGCUCGCAAGCCCUAAAGAGGCUGGCAACGGAAGCCGAAAAGUUUCAGAUGGAGCACGAGUGGAGGGCCGACAGCGAGUUCGACAAAAUCGUUUACUACAAUGCCAAAGAUGACCUAAAUCAGACAGAGAAGAAGAACCGAUAUGUUCCGGAUGAUUUCGACGUAGACCCUGACUUCAAGCGACUUGUCUCUUACAACACCACCGCUGUCCACAUCCCUACGGAUAUAUAUGAAGGCUCGACCAUCAUAUUAAACGAGCUCAAUUGGACAGAAGCAUUGGAGGAUGUUUUCCGGAAAAACAAAGAGGAGGAUCCUUCGCUCCUCUGGCAGGUGUUUGGUUCCGCCACCGGACUGGCUCGGUACUACCCAGCGUCCCCUUGGAUUGACCUGAGCAACUCAGCCAAUAAGAUCGACCUCUACGAUGUGCGCAGGCGACCAUGGUACAUUCAGGGGGCGGCUUCACCCAAGGACAUGCUGAUCUUGGUGGAUGCGAGUGGCAGCGUUUCAGGUCUCACCCUCAAACUCAUCCGAACAUCUGUAAGCAAGAUGCUGGAGACCCUCUCUGACGACGACUACGUGAACGUGGUCUCUUUCAAUGAAAAGGCCUCACACGCCGCGUGCUUUGAGAACCUGGUGCAGGCCAACGUCCGCAACAAGAGGAUCCUGAAAGACGCCGUGCAGAACAUCGUUGCAAAGGGCAUCACCAACUACAAAGGCGGCUUCGAGCUGGCUUUCGAGCAGCUCGCGCAGAUGAACGUGUCAAGGGCAAACUGUAACAAGAUCAUCAUGCUGUUCACUGACGGAGGAGAGGAGAGGGCGGAGGAGAUCUUUGAGAAAUACAACCCAAAGCAAGCGGUGCGAAUCUUCACAUUUUCAGUUGGUCAACACAACUAUGACAAAGGACCAAUACAGUGGAUGGCCUGUGCUAACAAAGGCUAUUACUAUGAGAUUCCCUCUAUAGGUGCCAUUAGGAUCAACACACAGGAGUACCUGGAUGUUUUGGGCAGGCCUAUGGUUAGGGCAGACAAACGGGCCAAGCAGGUUCAGUGGACCAAUGUCUACCUGGAUGCACUGGAGCUUGGCCUGGUGAUCACUGGAACUCUGCCCGUCUUCAACAAGACCAAAACAGGCUCAAAGAAAUCCCAAAACCAUCUCAUCCUGGGCGUCAUGGCUAUCGACGUCUCCCUGGAUGAUAUCAAGAGGCUCACGCCUCGGUUCACUUUCGGACCAAAUGGUUACUACUUUGCCAUCGACCCCAACGGUUACGUGCUGCUCCACCCUAAUCUCCAGCCACUGACGGCCAAGUUUCAUGAACCUGUAACGCUGGACUUCCUGGAUGCAGAGAUAGAGAAUGAGAUCAAAGUGGAGAUGCGGAAAAAAAUGAUCGACGGACAAACUGGGAAUUACACAAUAUUUUCACUGGUGAAAUCCCAAGAUGAGCGCUACAUUGAUCAAGGUCACAGGAUGUAUUCCUUCGCUCCAGUAAAGGGGACAGAUUACAGCUUGGCCCUGGUCCUUCCCGAGUACAGUAUGCACUACAUCAGGGCCACAAUCGGUGACACAAUCACUCAGGCAAAAUCAUUUUUGGGGAAAAAUGUUUCUGAAAGCCUGCUCGCGGACAAGUUUGAUGAAUAUGGCUAUACGUUUAUUGCACCGAGGGUGUACUGUAAGGACCUAAAGCCACCUGACAAGAAUAAAAACAACACAGAGUUCCUCAUGGAGUUCAACAACUACAUCGACACAAAGACUCCAAACAACCCCAUGUGUAAUGUGGAGCUGGUGAACCGGUUGCUCCUGGACGCGGGCAUCACCUCAGAUCUGAUCAAGCUCUGGAAGCAAACUGAGUUGCAGCUCGGUGUCUUGGCCAGAUUUGUUGCCACUGAUGGGGGAAUCACACGGGUCUACCCCAAAAGUGCUGGGCUGUACUGGAAGGAAGAGGCAGAGACGUACGAGUCAAGUUUCUAUAAGCGAAGUUUGGACAAUGAUCUGUACAUCUUCACUCCAACACCCUACCUCAAGAAAGAGAACACAAGUGAUGACUCAAUCCUGGUGAGCAGAGCAGUAAACCUCAACGUCGAUGGUAUCACACUCAAACCAGCUGUGGCCGGCGUGAAGUUGGACAUCAGUGCCUGGAUGGCGAGAUUCAUCAACACCACACAGAGGAUGAAUUGUAACGAUGAGAUCUGUGGCUGUCAGAGAAAUGAUGUGUACGUGGACUGUGUCAUUCUGGAUGAUGGGGGCUUCAUUGUGAUGUCCAAUCGAGAUGAAUAUAUUGAUCAGAUCGGAAGUUUCUUUGGUGUCAUCGACCCCGCCCUCAUGAGAAGUCUGAACGACUCCUUGUUCACCUAUAAGCAGACCUACGACUACCAGUCGCUCUGUGACCCCAAGAGGGAUAGCAAGGCGGCUGCAGGCCUGAGAUCAGUCUAUGUGCCCACAAUUGCAGAUAUUUUGAAUUUAGGAUGGUGGGCGACAGCUGCAGCCUGGUCAAUACUGCAACAGAUACUGGUCAGCAUCACCUUCCCCAAUUUCCUGGAUGCAGCUGAAAUGGAUGAGGAGUUGUCAGAUGCCAUGCACAAAGAGGUCUGCAUCACCAAGCAAACACAAUUUUACUAUAUGAACGACAACGUGACUUUCAGAGGCACCGUCGACUGUGGAAACUGCUCCAGGCUCUACCACGCUGAAAAGCUGCCCAUGACCAACCUGGUCUUUAUCAUUGCUGAUGCGAAACUCACCUGCUCGUCGUGUGACGGCACCCUGAUGAAACAGGAUGAGGAGCAGUCUGAAGGUCCUGAUCCCUGUACACUCGCUCACAGUCCUCGGUACAGGAAAGGUCCUGCUGUCUGUUUUGACAACAAUGAACACGAGGAGGAUCCUGACUGUGGAGGUGCGUCCGGCCUGAGUCCCUCACUUUGGCUAAUGGCGGCUCUUCAGCUGGUGCUGCUCUGGGUUCUGACUGGCUCCAGAAACCACGACGUCCCAUCAUGACCUCUGAACAAGCUGAUCACGCCCUCUAUCUCCCUCCCUCCGUAUCUCCAACAUGGCAACCAGCAUGCAGCGCUGCCACCGAAAUGAUGAACGUCCGACGAGAAGUUACAAAUAAGCAAAAACCUGUGAGCCCCGCAUUUUUCCAGUUUCCUCUUCGUUUUUCUUUUUCUUUUUCUUUUUUUUUUUUGGAUACCUUCUUUCUCAGGGGUUUCUCGAAGCGAUUUCACCUGGUCCAAGGGUACAAGUGAUGAAAGAAGUGCGUAUCAGACGAUAUAUGUUUGAACGAUGAGAAAGACCUUUACCCACGGACAUCCUUCAAUUCAAUUGUCCCCAUCCGCGGAGAUUAGAGGAAUCUAGAGAUUAUUUUCUAUUGGCGACUUCCGAAAUUUCUCCUCACUUGAUGUCACUGAUGAGGGAGAUUGGACCGCCUUAUAGUAUCAGAGGGACUGAAAUCCCACUGGAAGGGACUUGCUGUUUAAUUGAAGAAUUUGAGCAGUUGUGUUUACCACUGCCAGAAACAGUGCUGCCCUUUGCAAGCAUACAAUUUAUUUUGAAUCGAUUUGCAGUGGCUAGUUAUUAGGUUUUUAUUGUUUUUUUUGUGGUUUAGAAUUUGGCUAAAGUUGCAGCAAGAGAUGCCAAAUCUUCACAUCGCGGAUUUUUUGCUGUUCAUUUGCCUCAGUUGUGUUGCUGAUAAUAAAAUGUCGUCUCAUUCUGAGUUUUAGAUGGCACCGCCCGGAAGAUGUUCACAGUGUCCCUAGGGCCUUUGCCUUGACUUCCGUCUGGCGUCCCGUCAUGUAGAUCCUGCGUUCGCGGUGUGCAAAUCAUGUUCAAUGUUAUGUGUAUGCACAGAAACCAACCCAUCAACUGCCACAGUGCGCCUGAGUGUAUGGAUUUUAUUUUAUUAUUUUUAUAGCUGAACACCUAACCAUCAGCUCUGAUCAGGAGUGGUAAAUGUGUGUGGAAUUCCCCCCUCUGUGUUGCAUCGCUCCAGUGAAAACUUUGUUGCCAUAGCACACAUUAACCAAUCAGGACGAGCCUGGCUGGUGUCCUUUGCGUCCUCAGUGGACGAAAAUCUCUUGUGCCAUGUGGACUGCGUGACUCAGAUGAACCCUUUAGCUUCGUAGACUGUGGCUACUGAAGGGAGAGGAGUGUUUUUUUAUUUUAUUUUACUAUUUAUUGGUUAUUUAAAUUGAGCAUCAGGACAGCAUGUUACUGUUUUUGUUUUUUGUUUUUUUGCCACAACUAAAGAAAAUGAAUGAAGGCGAUUGGAGAGUUUGUAUUUGACAUUUUGUUCAACAACAACAAAAAUCGGGAAAUCCCUACGUUUGUAUUCACUGCUGUCACUUUUUAAAUUAAAUGACUACUAUCUGCACUGCAGUUCAAAGUGCAGCUGUUAUUUGUCUUUACAGUUUGAUCCUCUGGCUGGAGAACGGCCUCCGUCUCUGUGUAGUAGUGAGAUUCCCUCUUACAGUUUAUUAUCCUGGGGCAUGAUGGCACCAAGUGGAAAUCAUGGCACCUGCAGUCAGUUCAUGCUCAAUGAUCCCCCCUAUAGAUCUUCAAUGUAAGUUCAAUUUGUUUCAUUUUGUGUCCUCUUUUUUUGCAUUAGUUACAUAUAUAGAACAUGCCUAACGUAAGCAACGACAUUUUAUUGCAGAUUGAACCACAGCUAUCUUUGAGCACUGCGUUCAUUUUGAUCUCAACUGGACAUCUCGUGUAUCUUCCACGGAUGUGACGCUGUCACGUUUAGAAAAUCUUUCCACAGACAAACGGUAGAAAGACCUGCCAAAGUACAAAGUAAACCGGCUGUGAGGUAGGUCGCACUUACAGUAGAUGUUCCCAGGACCACAUUGUUCCACGGUAACACACAGACUCACAUGUUGAUAACAAUAACGGGGGGAAUGGUGUAUAUGCACUAAUCAGCCAAACAACUGCUCUGGAGCUAAAUAAAUCUGCCAAAAUAAUAAACAAAAUAACAGGUUACACACAAACCAGACUUUCAAAGCAGACAAACAACUUGUGCAUUACUAAAAAUGUCAGAAGAGAUUAAGCAAGGGAAAUAAACAAAUCAAUUCAUACAGAGAUAUUUUAAUUGGACAGGAGAUAAUAUCUCGAGGUAGAAAAAGUUUUGAAUCUCUGAUAUAAAAAAUGCCACUUUUACUUAAACCAGAUGCAAUUGGUGGUUUGUUUUGCGCCGCUGUCAGCAAGUGAUAAUACAAACUGAUGUAGGAGUCUGUUGGUUCAAGUCACAGGUUUAAAUGAUCCACAUGCAGGUGAAGUGUAAAGCCUCAUUGGAUGAGAAAAGGCCAACACCUGCCAGAACAGUUAAGGUUAUGUUACGUCUAUUAAGUGACAUCAGAUCCUUCAAGGAUGUGCUCCACGUUUCUCAAAUUGCCAAAUUUCCCCCUCAUCUCGCUGUUAAAUGUGAAAAUGUAUCUUUUCAUCUGUUUUGCAUUCAAAACAUCAACCGCAAUAGUAAUUUGGUGGUUUUGGAGAUGCUUUAUACACAACACCACUAAAACAAAACAGGCAUAUUCGUGUUUGGAGGAAACUUAAAUCUUUGGCAAAGUGAAAACCGUGUAAUUAAAAAUGUGUGCACCACAUAACCAUUGACAUUUGUCUCAUAUGUUCUUCAAAAUUGUUUUAACCCAAUAUAACAUUUCACAGAAUAAUGUGUUUUUUCUAAUGACAUGCAGUCAGAUCAGGGAAUGCUCGCUAAGUCUCAUUUUGUCGCAGAGCUCCAUCGCCGUCAUGGAACCACCACCAUCGUCAUCGCCAGUAACUUUCCAAGUGGUCACAAUUUUUUUCUCUCCAUCUUUAACCUAUAACCUUCCAACUAAACCAGUGUGGUGUAUCUAACAAUGCUCUUUAUGCUCCUUUCACAUUUACUAACACUCAAGAAUAUCAAGUGCCAUAUAGGACUCUCUUAUUCUCUUGUGGAGAAACCUAUUAUCCUAAUAUAACAUUUAUGCAGCGUUACCAAGGCAAGAUGUACGUCUCAAAAAAUUGUUUCCCUGUGCUGCAUGGUUGUGGCUGACGAGUUUGUUUGGAAAAAAAAAUAAUAAUCCAGUGUGCUCCUGCUUUAGUGUGUAAUGCUGGGAAGCAUAAUAUCCUGGGUGUCAGGCAUUUAUUCAUGAUAUGAUAAGGUAUGAACAGCUAUUACUGCCUUUCUCUUGGGGAGACAGCAUUUGGCUCCGUCCUGGUCUGAUUCGACUGGGGCAAGGGAACCUGAUUGGCCAGUGUGAAGUUUGAAUGCACUAUUCUCAAUCUCUGAUUGGUUCAAACCAUGUAUGGGUCACUACGAUUUAAGGACCUGUCCAGUGAUUGAGCAAGUUUUAUCCCAUUAACUACAAAUCAUGAAUACUCCACAUUACUUGUUGAUACCAUGUUACAGUGUAUACCCACUAACAUCGGCAUGUUGAAUUAAGUACAUCCAAAUAUCAAAAACUUGGAAAAUGCUGAGGCGUAGUAGACAUGAAGUAUUGAGAAGUAUUCAUGACCUGCAGUUUUUUAUCUAUAAGCAAAAACUAGCGUGGUCGUUUUGGGUGGUGAAAUAUGAAAUGAGUGAAAAUAUAAACCACCUGAAAGGGCUCCCGGGUGGAUCCUUUGAGAAAUGCUCAGAAAACAUUGGAGAAUGAACAUAUGAUCUUCAUAGUUUUCCAAAUGUCCCGUUCCAACUCUUAAGUGCUAAAAUCAGAUGCUGUCACCUCAGGAAUAGUAUACUCUCAAUGUGAUAUGAAGUGUUUUUGAUUCUGUUGGUGCUGUCUGUAUGGGUCGUGCGGAUUGGCCUUUUUUUAAAUUCAUUUCUGGAAUCUUGAGGAUUGCCUAAUGUGUGGGGGUUGUUUGUUUGUGUGCGUGUGUUUGUGUGUGUGCGUGCGUGUGUGUUUGUUACCUUGCUGCCACUUUCUGGCAGACGACUGACGGACCUGUCGCUCAGUCUUGUCCUGUCUUUGGUUUUAAGGCAGGGUCUGGAUGGAGGCGUCUGCCAAGUCGUCCCUCACCAGUCUUAGACUACAUCCACACUGAUAACCUUCAGAACAGCGUUUUAAGUCAUCUCUGUCUAACACUCCUAACGAAUGCAUAUCACAGGAAGCAGACUGUCGUUUAGUUGCAGAGUUUACCAGGUGUAAACAGUGACGCCUUUCAAAACCUAAACGCACUCGCGUGGUUGUAGCCACACGACUGGUGGGGGGGCGACGUGGUGGGCCUUUCUGUCUCCCUCGAUUGUGCUUUACACUUUAGUGGAACUUGAUUCUCCAGAAUCAGGCGUGUAAAAAUUUGUACAAACCUGAUGUUGUUCUCUUCAAAAGGAAAUAAGAACAGUGUUUAUAAUCCUGGGGAGGGAAAAUGUGUCUAUUCAUGUGCAAAUAAGGUAUAUUCAGAAUAAAAGUUUAUGAUUAUUA
Molecule: messenger RNA, 7899 nt
Organism: Scophthalmus maximus (turbot)
Lineage: Eukaryota; Metazoa; Chordata; Actinopteri; Pleuronectiformes; Scophthalmidae
Product: voltage-dependent calcium channel subunit alpha-2/delta-1
Exons: 40
Coding region: 254-3499 (1081 amino acids)
Cellular component (GO): L-type voltage-gated calcium channel complex
Molecular function (GO): voltage-gated calcium channel activity
Source: RefSeq, a predicted model, not a curated record